AUGGCAUCCCACUCGGUUCACCUCCAGGCGGCGGACGAAGAACGCAGCUGGGCAGGCGACUUCGAUCCUUUUUCGGAUCCGGAGGAACGGAGGGUCUUGUUUGCGGCCUUUGACUCUUUCAGACAAUAUCGAAGAACCGCCCACUUCAACACCACCCAUCGCCGCCGAAAGGCGUUCUAUGCUCUGCCUUCCGCCCACUGGCAGAUGCUGGCUGAGCCACCAUUCUCCGUGCUGGACAGCUUCAACAAAGUCGACGAUGCCAUCGACACGAACGCGGAGAUCGCCGAGGCCAUUCUCGCCGUCGGCCUCGAGUCCUUUGACUCGACGCCGACCCGGAUCCUAACGACCCGUCCCGCAACUGGCACGGCACCGCAAAAGGCGGGGACUGCCGAGGGCCAGCCCGAGCGUGACGUCUGCUAUGGCCCAGUCUUGGAUGAUCUACGCACCGAGUUUGAGACACAACGAACCGCGGGCGAGCAGAUCCGCGUGCUCGUACCUGGUGCCGGCCUGGGACGCCUUGUUUUUGAUAUCUGUAUGGCCGGGUACUCCGCCGAAGGCAAUGAGAUCUCCUACCACCAGCUGCUGGCCAGCAGCUGGGUCUUAAAUCAUACGGAGGGACCGCAAAAACACGCGCUAUUCCCCUUUGCACUACAUUUUUCGAAUCUCCAAUCCCGCGCGCAACAGUUACAGCGCAUCGCCAUCCCGGACAUCCACCCGGGCACCGCCAUGGCCCAAGCCACAGCGGCUACCACUCCUGGGCCCGAUCAGCAGCAGCCAUUGGGGGCGAUGAGCAUGUCGGCAGCCGAUUUCGUCGUGCUGUACAUGCAGCCCACGAACCGGGCGGCUUUCCACGCGGUCGCGACCGUGUUUUUCAUCGACACGGCGCCCAAUUUAAUCCGCUACAUCGAAGCGAUCCGGCAUUGUCUUCAGCCGGGCGGGCUGUGGAUCAAUGUCGGCCCGUUACUGUGGCAUUUCGAGGAUGGGCACGAGCAACAUCCCCGCAAAGCCGACGCACAGGCGGCAGAGGAUGGCCCGGGCAUCGGCGAGCCUGGCACUGUGGAGUUGACGGCGGAGGAAGUGCUGAGCCUUGUGGAGCGCAUGGGCUUCCGGGUUGAGCAGCGGGCGAUGGUGGAGCGGCCGCUGUGCGGCUAUAUCCAGGACCGGGAGAGCAUGCUCCAGAACCUGUACCGGCCGGAGCAUUGGGUGGCGCGGAAAUUGUAG
Messenger RNA from Penicillium lagena, 1221 nucleotides. RefSeq lists its product as uncharacterized. The record is from RefSeq and is a predicted model, not a curated record. The transcript is spliced from 3 exons. NCBI's taxonomy places the organism in Eukaryota, Fungi, Ascomycota, Eurotiomycetes, Eurotiales, Aspergillaceae. Bases 1 to 1221 code for a protein of 406 amino acids. Gene Ontology annotation, molecular function: S-adenosylmethionine-dependent methyltransferase activity.